UUGUACGACGUCACACACAGCAAAAAGUUGUUCUGUUUUUUGGUGCCGAAGUUUUAUCCUAAAUGAAAACAAAUAUACGGAUUUUACACAUAAUAUGUGAUCGCUUGAUAUUUCCCUAACACACGAUGUGGAUGGAUAGAGCAAGUUUAAUAAGUCGAUGAAAUCAAAUCGAGAAAUAUUUGUUGGAGUAAUUGCUUCCGAAGACGAACAACAAAAUGGCGCCGCAGUCAUGCGAGCAAAGAAGAAAUCUUUCUGGCUCGAGCAAGAAACCAUGGCUUCAAUGUAACGAUAAACGGUAACAAAUCAAGACUUUUAUCUUGUGAGUUGUCGAUCUGAUUAUAGCCCAGUGGCUGGCUUCCCGAUGAGUUCAAUGGAGGGCGCCGGGGGUGCUCCUUUGAUGAACGAUUACAAACUCGAGUUCUUUAACAAGCGAUGGCCACAGACACUUCUGGGAGGGCUAAAACCACGACUCGGAUACGAUGCUCCAGUAUAUGUCUACCUAAACCAACUACUACUUUUUCUUUUUCCCUUUAUUCUCGGCGGAAUCUUCACGAUUUUGUCCGAGUUUGCGAUUCUAGACUCGCUGGCAUGUUGCUAUGUUUAUGGUUCGUUGGUAACAAUAUUGGUUCUGUCGUUACACGCAUCGAGUUGGUUUAUGAAGCGAAAAUAUUCAAGUGUAACAAGAGUAAUAGAUAACCACCUCGCGCAGGACGACGAGAUCGACUUCGUAUCAUGCUGUGGAACUGAAACACUGGAAUUUCUAUUCCCUCCUAAAAGAUUCGUCUUUAAUAUUGUCAUUCAUGGUUUGUUAUCUGGCCCUAUAUGCGCACUACUGUUCCUAUAUCUAUUGCCAGCCAAUCUCAUGCGGUUAUUUGCUAGUGAGGGUGCGACUGCUGUGUUGUAUAUUUUUGGCUGGAUAACAGUUUGCGUUGGACAGUUCUCAUUGUCGUCAUCUCCACCCCCUGAACCUGCAGUAUUCCAUGCACUUGACUCUGCUGAGAUCAAACCACUAAUGAGGCCAUUCUAUGUGCUAGUCUUUGGCAUAACUGGACCAUUUUCCACGAUAUGGCCAGAGUUUCUGGCUGUAGAUAUUGCCCUGCAUAUUGUGUUCCCUUUCCUGCUGUUACUAUGGUUGUUUGGGAUCCUACCUCCUCUAGAUGCCUUGCUCUCCUGGCUUGCUGAGCAAUUUCUAGUAGGGAUGCUUGGAGGCUCACCAAUGGCUUCUGAUAUGAGGUUAUUUGUUAUGCUGCUCAUAUCCAGUGUUGGACUGAUCCUUGCUGUGUUUGUACCAAGCCACAUUGCCGUCAUUGCUAUCUCCUCAUUCUUUGGCUACGCACUGAGCACAGACAUUCUUAACCUCUGUUAUAGCGUAUGGAAAAAGCUACGGCAAUCACCCCUGUUUGACCCGUCAACAGAAGAUAUUAUAAACAGAAACCAGUGGCAUGCAAAGGAGUUUAUUGAUCAUGCUGUCAUGCUAACCCUAGGUGUGGUCACUCCAACAAUAACAUACCACUUCUCUACUGAAGCUUCAUCCCAGUCACUUGCUGAUAGUCUAGGCUAUGUGUUGAUUGCUGUACUUGUGAUUGUCAAGAUUCUGGGUGACGUGCAGGGUGUCUAUUUGCUGGGGGGUCUGCUUCGAAAUCCAUUGUUCCCAAAGAGUCUUCAUUCUGAGGGUUCUUUUAUUCAGAGGAAGAAGAAGAUGUAUUAUGUUGCAUUAUCACGACAUGUUAUUCUUGCAUAUGUCUCGCCCUUGUUGAUGUUGGCUUAUCUGGGUCUGUUCCUCGCCCCUCAUUCUGUGUUGCUGCCAUCAGCAAUAGUUGCAUUUGGCACUGUUAGAUCCAUUCGACAGGUAUGGCAGCAUACGUCACACAGCCUUCUUGAGCUAUGUGUAGCAUGCGUCAUCAACAUGCAGGCGCCCACUGCCCUCCCCAGCUGGUGGUCAUCCGCGGGCCUUGGUCUGCAGUUGAUGCUGAUUGGUGCAUGCCGGGAUAGAGUCACGCAAUCCUUCGACAAGCUUCUCUUUCUCGUCACGCUAGCCGUCACGUCCUACAGUCUCCCCAAGCAAAGACACAAAGCAACAGUCCCCCUUCUUAUAAUCAACAUCAUCUUUUUACCUGUGAUGUUGGGAAUAGUAGGGGCUGGGGUGUUCCUAUCCGCACCUUUGUUGCCGUUAUUUUGUAUGCCUUUAUUCAUUAUUGGGUUCCCAAGGCCCCGAAGGAGCUGGCCUCGCACUGGCACAACACAAACAUUCACAUGCAUGGAUGCGUCAUAUUACAGACAGCUUGCGCCGGAAAUUAUCAAAGCUUUCUCAACCACCCUGGCCUCAGGCGCAGCUGGUAGCCCAUCAGCUGGGGACCAUUUCCUGGCCCGGUACCAGGACCGCCUAGUAUGGGUACACGUGCUGGAAUGUGGACGUAGGUACUGCUCUGUUGUCAUUAAAGGACUGGAGAUGCAGGAGACUUCGUGUCAUACCGUAGAAGCCGCGCGUGUUGAUGAAGUCCUCGAUGCAGCUUUUAUUCACGAAGAAAAGGGUGCGAGUAUCUAUUGUAACCCCUACCCACUGAACGUGCUCCGACCGUGUGAUGCAGUCUGCCUUGACACGUACUCAGAUGCCAGGAAUGUGUUGACUGGAAUCAUCGACCAGCCAGAAAACUUGAGAAAAGUAUCCGAGAACUUCGUGAAGACGACCUUAUGGGUAUUAGUCAAUCAUUGUCUCUCUCAGAGCACUCAGGAUAGCGUUUCUGUACACGAAACCCGGCCCAGCUCAACAACUCGACUUCUCACGCCGAGUACUAUCGUUACGAAUACUAAUAUGCGGGAUACCCACACAGAUGAGCUAGAGAUGACGAGAGUGUCUCCUGUUCCGAGUAAGAAUAUGGCGGAGGACAUUGCGGUGGAGAAUCCGUCAAGCAAACCUCUACGGAGCAACUCCCUGCCGAGUCUGAGUGGUAGCGUAUGGUCACAGGAGAGCCUGGAUAUGAGCUUGUUUCAGGCAAAGCCAGAGAAGUUGAACGAUGUGAUUCUUUGCCAUGACGAUGAUCCGUUCGAUUUAGGGGGAUUCCCUGCGGUAGAUAUUGGCAAACCGCGAGAAAAAGAUGACGCAUUCGCGCUACCGAACAGAGUACAUCACACACAUGCUAAUAAUAAUCAAAGGAGUACGACAGGGAAGCCUGUCAGUGCCGAAUUCAAGUCUAAACACGCUUACAAAUUAGACUUGCCUUCAAAGUGGAAGGCGGAUCUUCCCGAUAUGGCCGCCACCAUGCGCUCCAUGGCAGUCAAAUUCCCAACGGAGUGGUACAAACAUGUUGUCAACUCGCUCGACCUCGACGUAGAUGCCGAGACAAGAAGUGACAUCGCUUUGGACCCGACUUUGCAGCAGUUUUACGAGAGACUGGUACUGACUUGCUAUGCUAUAGUCGAGGUACUCGGAUACCCAGGGUCCUCAGCGCACCUUGCAGGGCCAAGCCAUGUCUUCAAGGUGUUCCACGAGCACAUUCCGUGGUCGAUGCAGCUAGAAUGGUUAGCUAAGAAUGACGUCACUCUCUACAUUCUUGUUCUCAAGGCCUACAGGUACGCGUUUAAGUUAACAUAUGACGAGGCUGUCAUCGGUGACAUCAGCGAUCACGAAGAGCUGUCAGACUACCUGCGAGAGUACGACUCUGAUUGGUUCAUGGGGAGUGACGAGAGCGUUGAAUGGCAGCGGGCAGUGCUGAGUGACAGGCCCAACUUGUUCUCAAUCGGAAAAGACAAAGAGAAGGGCACCUACACAAGCCGAGUCCUGAGCAAAAACCGACUGUUGGCGCCGAUGGGCCGACUGAACCCCGAAGCUGUUCGUGGCCAAUGGGCGGCACUCGCGCUUGAGCUGCUUUACCUCACGAACGACGACGAAGAACGUUAUAGCAUCCAGGCCCACCCGACUUUGCUCCGAAACCUGACCAUCCAGGCCGCAGAUCCGCCACUCGGGUACCCUGUGUACUCAUCCGGGUCCUUGCAUAUGGAUAUUAAUGUACCUUGGUCUUAUCAGGGACAUUGAUGUAUGUAGAUGCAUUACGCUCAAUAUAACACAGGGGCUGGGUUUUAUAGGUAUGAGUACAGGUGUGUAAAUAUUUGAAAAUAGCUGAAAUAACUGUAGGCGUGCCUCAUUCGUUGUGAAUACAUACAUUACACUCGAUGAUGUGUACAAAACGUCACGUGACUUUCAUAGACUAUAAGCUCUGCGACUUCCGUUGAUCCAAAACUCUAUGUACUAAAUUGUAUACACCUAUUUCAGAAAACCUUGUCAGUGCAAACGGCAAAUGGCGAUUGAGAGAUGGCAGCUAUACGACCGGAAGGACCCAUGGAUUCCAAAAUAAUUGUUCAAAAUUCAGAAAAAUUUCGAUAAAACAUACGACUUUACAUUUAAUAUAAUUAAUAUAUGGUUCAUCACUUGAGUUUCUCAAUCACCUUUAUUUUUACAAAUAAGUACUACCCCCAAACACCUGUCGGUCGUAGAACUCUGCUUUUGGCAAUUGCCAUUCGCCGUUUGCAUUGACAACCUUUAUUGAAAUAGGUGUACUCAUUUCAGUAGCGAAUUGAAUCUGCGUGAAUCACUGUGCAAAUCCAUCCUUCAACAAAAUCGGCUCAACUAUAUUUCUUACGUAUCAGAAAACCAAGAGAAAGUUAUAUUUCUUAGAAUAAUGAGAGUUUAGAACAUUCAAAGGGAUCAGGAACGAGACGAAUCGCACACUUUUGGCGUAUAUUGUAAGAAUUGUGGUUCUACACCUUUGUGUUUCGUUAGCAUGUGAACAUUGUAUUUAUUGCUUUACACUUUGUAAGAUGUUCACUGUGUGAAUAUUUUAUAUAAUAUAUUAUUUUGAAGUGUGAGUCUGAUAGACUUGUAUUAUAUCAGUCAGUGCGUAUGCUCGGAGACCCAAAAGUCUUUGCGGGCACUCCCGAGGUUCUUACCGCAAAAGGGCGUGGGAUAAGAUCUGGAUCCUCGAUCAUGAAGACUUUGCCUUUUCGCCCAUUGUAAGCAACAAAAUGUGAAUAAAGCAUACCCUCAUA
Nematostella vectensis (starlet sea anemone) is the source of this 5043-nucleotide messenger RNA. RefSeq names its product pecanex-like protein 4. Lineage: Eukaryota; Metazoa; Cnidaria; Anthozoa; Actiniaria; Edwardsiidae. The record is from RefSeq and is a predicted model, not a curated record. The transcript has 8 exons. The coding region runs from base 362 to 4033 and encodes 1223 amino acids. Gene Ontology annotation, cellular component: membrane.